Clonostachys solani is the source of this 801-nucleotide messenger RNA. NCBI's taxonomy places the organism in Eukaryota, Fungi, Ascomycota, Sordariomycetes, Hypocreales, Bionectriaceae. The record is from the annotation of a GenBank genome assembly.
AUGCCCAGUACCGGUGACCAUACGUCAAAGCCCGUCGGAGGGAUCAAGAUAAUCAAUGCUUCUCUAUUCCGUAUGGGCACCAAAUCCAUGGCUGAAGCGUACAAAAUCCUCGGAUACCGCACCCACCACGCAAUUGAUGAUCCUUCUACCGUACCAUGGCAUCUCAUAGAGGAAGCAGCCGAGGGGAAAUGGCCAAACGUCCCGGGGGCCCGACCCAGAAGACCCUACACAAGAUCCGACUGGGAUGCUAUAUGGGGAUCCUACGACGUGGUUACCGAUGUCGCCUCGCCCUUCACCAUGGAUCUAGCACAGGCCUAUCCAGAUGCCGUUCGUCAUCGUCCAGCGGGAUUUCGAAUUGUGGUGGUCCAGCUUCGAAUCGGAGGUGGAGCCCAACCUAUGGUGACGAUUUUCUCCGUCUUCGGGUUACGCUCCGGCAAUGCCCUGAGGAAAUGCUUUCUAGGUUUUUUCCACGCGAGAUCUCUGGAGGAGAUUAAGUCAAAUGCUCGAGGGGCCUAUGAUCGAUACUUUGAUGAUGUUCGACGGCUCAUUCCGGAGGAGAGAAGGCUGGAACACAAGCUUGAGGCGGGAUGGGCACCUCUGUGUGCGUUUCUUAGGAAAGAGGUUCCAGAUGUGCCGUUUCCAAGACUGAAUGACCGAGCGGCACAUACUGCGCACUCACGCGCCAACUUCAGGAACAGUCUUUCUCUCGUUCUUCGUAAUAUGUUCUACUGGGUGGUGGGUGUGAUCUUUGUCGGGUGUCUGGCUUGGUACCUUCAAGGUCGCCUCUUUUCACGAGAGUAA